Molecule: messenger RNA, 414 nt
Organism: Nelumbo nucifera (sacred lotus)
Lineage: Eukaryota; Viridiplantae; Streptophyta; Magnoliopsida; Proteales; Nelumbonaceae
Product: antifungal protein ginkbilobin-like protein
Cellular component (GO): plasmodesma
Source: RefSeq, a predicted model, not a curated record
AUGGGUUCUCUUGUCAAGAUGAUGGUUGCUGUAAUAGGUGUUUUGAAUAUAUGCAGGAGCAUCAGCAUGGUCAGGAGUGAAGCAAACACAAACGUGACGACGAUAGUGCUCUGCAAUUCCGGUGUGUAUGCCAAGAGCGAUCCCUUUGCUGCCAGUCUAGCAUACGUGUUGGCGGAGUUGGAGGCUGUCACGCCAUCGAGAAGCGGCCAUGACUACUACACCAUCUCUCCCUAUCCUAAUGCUUUUGCUUAUGGCCAUGCUGCCUGUAAACCAACACUCUCCACCGCAGACUGCACCACCUGCCUCCAAGCCGCUGAGAAGGCUAUCUUUAGUUCCUGUAACACCCGUAUUGGUGCGCGCUCUGUCCUCCACGUUUGUACAAUCAGAUAUGAACAAUAUCCCUUCACCGAGUAG